CAGACACCGGAAAUUUCCUCAGUCUCUCGGAUGACAUCAACCAUCCUCCUCAAGCCGCAUUCCUUCCAUACGGUGAAACCUUCUUUCAUCCUCCCUCCGGCCGUUACUUCGACUGUCGCCUCAUCAUCGAUUUCAUUGGGGUCAAUUUCGCGGUGUAUGGAGCAACCGCUUUGGAUCGUGCGUUACUUGUGGAAAAAGGAAUUAAAUCUGAUUUCACCAAUGUUAGUUGAAGUGUUCAGCUUAACAUCUUCAAGAAAAUUUUGCCUAACCUUUGCGCCUCGUCUUCUCGUGAGAGGUGUUCGGAGACUCGCUGAUACUCAUGGGAGAGUUGGAGUUAACGACUAUAAUUACCCGUUUUUUGAAGGCGAAAGUAUCAAUGAGAUUAAAGAGCUAGUUCCUCUAGUCAUCAAAGCUAUAUCUUCUGCAAUUGUGGAAUUGAUCGAUUUGGGAGGCAAAACAUUUCUGGUUCCUGGAAACUUUCCACUUGGAUGUUUCCCUGCGUAUCUUACUCUAUUUGAGACCUCGGAAAAAGAACACGACCCUUUUACAGGUUGUAUCCCAUGGCUCAACGACUUUGGAGAGUACCAUAAUGAACAGCUUAAGACAGAACUUACACAACUCCAAAAGCUCUACCCUCAUGUCUGUUAGAACUCGUUUUUGACAAAGUGGUGCAAACCAUUUUUCAAAGGAUUUUUUCGACGGAGACGUCUGUCGAAAAGACCAGAAUUUGGGCACGAUGUAAUCAUCACCGUGAACACUAUGCGUUAGUGUAUUUGUUGGUCAAAAUCAGAGUUGUGUUGAAUGAGAAAUGGAGGUCCAAAGUGAAUGAUGUGUAAAACUUAUAAAGCUUUAAAUUUGACUAAGUAUAAAAUAUUUAGCAAAUGGAUCACUUUGGAUAUUUGGGUUAGAAUUUAAUUU
Molecule: messenger RNA, 918 nt
Organism: Brassica oleracea var. oleracea
Lineage: Eukaryota; Viridiplantae; Streptophyta; Magnoliopsida; Brassicales; Brassicaceae
Product: GDSL esterase/lipase At1g28650-like
Exons: 4
Coding region: 31-648 (205 amino acids)
Molecular function (GO): hydrolase activity, acting on ester bonds
Source: RefSeq, a predicted model, not a curated record